Molecule: messenger RNA, 1474 nt
Organism: Dreissena polymorpha
Lineage: Eukaryota; Metazoa; Mollusca; Bivalvia; Myida; Dreissenidae
Exons: 3
Coding region: 199-1440 (413 amino acids)
Molecular function (GO): DNA binding; exonuclease activity
Source: RefSeq, a predicted model, not a curated record
AGAUUGUAUUUUCUUGUUAACAUUCUGUUUGACGUUUGAUUAAAACAAUUUAAUGCAUUUUUAUUUCAUGACUAUAGUCCUUGGCCUCGGGCAAAAGAUAUUGACUUAGUGAAAGUCCAUCCUAGGGGAUGCUUUGUUCGAGCCAAGUGCUGCAGAUCUUUUGACAAGAAGGGUGCGGUUUGGAAUGUACAUAUAUCCAUGCUGAAUUCCAAGGAGAUCGAGUCACAGUCAUGUGCAUGCAGUGCUGGAAAGGGUUCGUGCGCCCAUGUUGCAGCCUUAGUUUACCAGGUGGCCCACUACAAGACGCUUCACAAGACAACUGUGCCAGAACUGGUGUCGAAAACAUCUUGCCCGCAGUCUUUUCACAUUCCAUCAAAAGUUGACGGCAUCAAACCAAGACCUGUCAAUGAGGUCUCAUUUGUCAAGCCAAACCCUAAGAAGUCACUUCAUGAACAAUCAGAGUCCUGUAUUUGCAGCACUCUGUAUAAUCCUGUGAACACCUCCUACCCUGACAAUUCAUUUGUGGAUGGCAUACAGACAUUGUUACCACUAUGUGAUGACACUCUACAGAUUUUUAAGAUUUUGCCACAAACAAGUAAUCCUCCACCAGUGAAAACAACUGCAUAUGGGACAGUGUAUAUUGGUAGUACAUUGGCACAUCAGUUACCGGAGCCAAAAGCAGAUGGCAGCAUAUUUCGGAUACCUGACGGGCCAGAGUUUCCAAAGCUUCCCGUGCAUGAUCGUUAUGUACAACCAGUCUAUGCCACAGUAUUGACUGAGAAUGAAUCUCUGUUUAUGGAUAGCAUGCAGGUAUCAGAGAGUGAAUCUGUUGAGAUUGAGCGUGAGACACGAUCACAAAGUCUCAAUCCACUCUGGAACAGACUACGACAAAAGCGGUUGACUGCUUCAAUCUUUAAGGAUGUAGUGAGUCGACAGAAGGACUUCGAAUCACUCGUGGAACGUCUAACAAGUGGUAGAAAAAUACAGACAGCUGCCAUGAAACAUGGACUGGAACAUGAAUGUGAGGCAGCUCUUGAAUACUCAACCCAUAAACAAGUGAAUGUAAGACCAUGUGGAUUCGUUAUAAAUCCAGCAGCUCCAUUCAUCGGUGCGUCUCCAGACAGAAUUGUGUAUGACCCUUCAGAGUCUGAUCCUUUCGGCCUCCUAGAGAUAAAGUGCCCGUUAAAGGAGUCAUACAAGGAAGCACCAUGUCUGAAAGGAAACUCUGAUGGGACAUUUAGUCUUCGGGAAAGUAACUCCUACUAUAUGCAGGUCAUGGGACAAAUGGCAGUUACUGGACUUCCAUGGUGUGACUUGUGUGUCUGGACAGAAAACGACAUGCAUAUCGAGAGAAUUUAUUUUAAUGACAAAUUGUGGUCCGAUAUGUUUUCCAAACUAAGUAUAUUUUACCAUCAGCAUCUGAUAAAGAAAUUUGUCUAGAGCAACAUGAGCUCUAUUCUCUCAUAAAUAUGCU